CUUUGGCGUGAGACGCUGAAGUUUGCUGGGAAAAGGGCAGCGGGGGGAGAAGUAGCGGUCCACAUCCACGCAGGCUCCCGCGGACAGGGCGACAGCAGCGGGGCAGUGUAUUGGCCAGCUGCAAAACUCCGCUGGUGCAUCCGGAGACAUGGCUGCCAAUCGGAUCAUCAGAGCGACCAACAACAGCCACGUCCUGCCACGCUGCAAGUCUGAAGGGACCCUCACCGACGUGAAUGAAGGGGUCAGCAGCGCCAGCCUCAACAAUGUCAAAGUGCCUUCUCCAAGUGCCUUAAGGCUUGACACUUCUUCGACCCUGGGAGCUGUACAGGAAGUAGUUGCCAUAAAGGAUUACUGCCCCAGCAGCUUCACCACACUAAAGUUCUCCAAAGGCGACCGACUGUAUGUGCUGGACACUUCAGGUGGAGAGUGGUGGUACGCCCACAACAACACAGAAAUGGGCUACAUCCCAGCAACCUAUGUACAGCCCGUUCACUUUCGAAGUUCAACCCUCAGUGACAGUGGCAUGAUCGAUGGUUUUGGAGAAGACAAUGACGAAGGUUUGAAGGAGUUUGGUGAAUGGACCAAUGGUGUAACUCUGAAACCUGCAGCCAUUUGCAGUCCUUUCUCCAUAAAUCCCUUCAAAAGCCAAAUGGAUCAACGUGGCAAAGGUAAUAGGAACUCUACUGAUCUUAUUUUAUUUGAGAACCCUCCAUCGAGCAUUUCUAGCUUUAACACCUGCACAGUUCCAAAUGGAUUUAACCACAGUCACUACACCAGCACACCUGUCACAAGUCCAACCCAAGACAUCUCAUCCGAUUUCAACAGAAAUAACCCUUUUUUGCGGAGUAAGCGAUCCCACAGUCUUUCAGAACUUUCCGUCUUGCAGGCACACUCCAAUCCAUCUCUACCAUCUUCCGGAUUCUUCACUGGUCUCAAAGCACCUUUACCAGAACAGUUUCAGAGUCGGGAGGACUUCAGGACUGCUUGGUUGAAUCACAGAAAAUUAGCCAGGUCUUGCCAUGACCUUGAUUCUUUGGGUCAAAGUCCUGGUUGGGGUCAAACACAACCUGUAGAAACCAAUAUUGUGUGCAGGCUUGAUAGUAAUGGUGGGGUCGUUCAACUUCCAGACACCAAUAUCAGUGUCCACAUUCCGGAAGGUCACAUAAGUUUGGGAGACUACCAGCAGAUUUCAAUGAAGGCCUUGCUAGAUCCACCCUUGGAGCUGAAUGGUGACCACUGCUCCACUGUCAGUCCUGUUGUAGAGCUUAAGCUCAGCAAUAUGGAGAUCAAGUCAUUUAUCACCCUGGAAAUUAAAGUAUCAGUUUCCAUUAAAAACAGCAGCAAUCAUGAAGCAAGGGUGGUUUGUGUCAGGAGCGACUGCAAGGAAGGACCUUAUACUCCGAUCCCCAACGCUUACAUCUACAAUGAUACCGUCCAAGUCCAACUAGACAGUUUAGAACCUUGCAUAUAUGUGGCAGUGGUGGUCCGAUCAGUAAAUAUUAGACCAAAUUCAACUGUCUGGGACCAUGUACAAAGGAAAGUAACUCUAGGAUUGUAUGGACCUAAACACAUCCAUCCAACUUUUAGGAUAGUAGUAGCGAUGUUCGGACAUGACUGUACACCUAAAAAUUUGCUAGUGAAUGAGGUUGGUCGCCAGGCAUGCUCAGCGCCACCUGUCUCUCUGCAGCUAUGGGGUAAACAUCAGUUUGUUCUUGGGUACCCUCAAGACCUUAAGGUUGGACUGUACUCCAACAUGUCCAACUACCAAGUGAAGUCAGCAGAGGGGGCUGGUGUCAUCCAAGGAUUCCAGGUGAAACUUGGAAAAGUUAACCGGCUUCUCUACAGGAUCUCCGCUCUAGAUCCCAGCAGUAUUUUUGAUUUUACCCUAAGAGUCCAGGUCAAGGAUACAUUGGAUUGUAUUCUAACCCAGUUUUGUGUCCAAACCCCGCAACCACCACCUACGACUGCGUCAAGGAACACAGCUGCUAGGAGAUUCUUGAAGAAAAAAGAGGUGGAUAAAAUUGUCCUUUCACCUCUCGCAGUCACAUCCAAGUUCCCCAAAUUCCAAGAUCGCUGUAUUACCAAUUUGAAAUUCGGCAAAUUAAUUAAGACUGUUGUCAGGCAGCACAAGAGCACCUACUUAUUGGAAUACAAAAAGGGAGACAUUGUUGCAUUGCUUAGUGAGGAGAAAAUCAAACUAAGAGGACAUAUGCGGACGAAGGAGUGGUACAUCGGAUAUUAUCAAGGAAAGAUUGGGCUUGUUCACGCAAAGAAUGUACUAGUUCUUGGAAAAGUGAAGCCUAUUCACUGGACUGGGCCAGAUCUAACCACCACACUUUUACUAGAGCAGAUCCUGAAGCCUUGCAAGUUCCUUACCUACAUAUACGCUUCAGUGAGGACGGUUUUGAUGGAGAAUGUGGCCAAUUGGAAGGCCUUUGCGGAUGCACUAGGAUAUGGGAACCUACCGCUACAUUAUUUUUGUCGGGCUGAGUUGGACAGUGAGCCAGAGAAGGUGGCGUCUGUCCUAGAGAAGCUGAAGGAGGAGUGUACCAACAUGGACAGCAAGGAGAGGAAGUCCUUCCAGAGAGAGCUUAUGAUGGCCUUGUUGAAGAUGGACUGCCAGGGCCUGGUUGCCAGAUUGGUGUUAGACUUUGUGUUGUUGACUGCUGCGGUGGAGGUGGCGUGCCGCUGGAGAGAGCUCGCUGACAAACUGGCCCGAGUGUCCAGGCAGCAGAUGGACGCGUACGAGGCUCCGCACCGGGACAAGAACGGACAACUGGACAGUGAGUCCAUGUGGAAGCCGGCGUACGACUUCCUGCUGACGUGGGCAGCUCAAAUCGGGGACAGUUACAGGGACGUGAUACAAGAGCUCCACACGGGCCUGGACCGCAUGAGGAACCCCAUCACCCGCAAAUGGAGACACCUGACCGGGACGCUCAUACUGGUCAACUGUCUGGACACGCUUCGGAGCAGCGCAUUCUGCCCCAGCGGGUACGGGGACUACGCCAUUUAAAGAGCAACUGGACUUUUUAUCUUCAAAAGAAAAAUGGAAUUUGAUCAUGUCUAAGUAGUGGCAACGUUCAACCACACCAGCAUGGCACUGUUCUACCCUGUUUACCCCAUUUCCCUUUAACACCACAGUAUUGUAGGAGGUUGUGUUGUGACAUUUAUAUACAAUAUUAAGUCCACCUGCCAAUGGAAAAGUGAAAUACUGCUAUUUAUUCUACACAACUGCACAACAGCAAUUGUGAUACAUAAAUUAAAAGUAUUCUUAGUCAUCAUUGCUCAGUGCCUUGUCAUUUCUUACCAUUAUAUCAAACCUUUAACAACACUGUACUAAUCGUGAUAUUAAAAUAAAUCAAAUGGAGUAUUAUCAGUAUUGCAUAUUGUAAGAAUAUGAUGCACUAAAGUUUCCUAUAGGUGCUGAAAUGUAUUUAUAUUGGACAUUUGGAAUAAUAUUACCCAAUUCAAGACAGUAAA
Molecule: messenger RNA, 3480 nt
Organism: Boleophthalmus pectinirostris (great blue-spotted mudskipper)
Lineage: Eukaryota; Metazoa; Chordata; Actinopteri; Gobiiformes; Gobiidae
Gene: sh3bp4a
Product: SH3-domain binding protein 4a
Exons: 5
Coding region: 149-3013 (954 amino acids)
Cellular component (GO): cytoplasm
Molecular function (GO): protein binding
Source: RefSeq, a predicted model, not a curated record